GAAGUCUCCUAACGCCUCACAUGUUACAGCAGCAGCAGCAGCAGCAGCAGCAAGCAAGCAUGGUGAAGAGUGGUACACCAGGUGGUAAGAUCAACAGACCCAAAACAGAGCUGGGCAAGAAGCUCUACAAGCGGAGGAGGAAUCUGACCCGUGAGAAGAGGAAGAGACACAUCAAGGUGGGAGCUGUGGUGGACGAAGGACUCACCACCAUCCACCAUCUCAGGAAGAGAAACUCCAGCCCCAGAGCAAACAUCACUCUGUCUGGGAAGAAAAAACGCAAGCUGCUCAAACAACUUCAACACAUGAAAGCAGAGAAGGCCGCUGUGGAAGUUGAGGCAGCCCCGACGAAGGCGAAGGCAGCCCCGACGAAGGCGAAGGCGGCAGCUAGUGACGAGAAAGGGGCUGUGUCCCAGGUGGAUGUGGACAUGGCAGAUAUGGAAUGAGAAGAGGACUAGAGGAAGAUGAGAGACUGUUCUGUUGGCUCCAUGUCAAUAAGACCAGGCCGGGCCCCAUAUUCAGACCAGGCCGGGCCCCAUAUUCAGACCAGGCCGGGCCCCAUAUUCAGACCAGGCCGGGCCCCAUAUUCAGACCAGGCCGGGCCCCAUAUUCAGACCAGGCCGGGCCCCAUAUUCAGACCAGGCCCCAUGUUCAGAUCGGACCGGGCCCCAUAUUCAGACCGGACCGGGCCCCAUAUUCAGACCGGGCCGGGCCCCAUAUUCAGACCGGGCCGGGCCCCAUAUUCAGAAAGCGUGUUUGUGUAUCUGAAUGCCGUCAUUGUAAAUAAGAAUUUGUUCUUAACUGACUUGCCUCGUUUUUAAAUAAAAACAAAUGUUAAAAACAGA
Salmo salar (Atlantic salmon) is the source of this 842-nucleotide messenger RNA. The record is from RefSeq and is a predicted model, not a curated record. NCBI's taxonomy places the organism in Eukaryota, Metazoa, Chordata, Actinopteri, Salmoniformes, Salmonidae.